This is a messenger RNA of Triticum aestivum (bread wheat), 1056 nucleotides long. RefSeq lists its product as uncharacterized. Gene Ontology annotation, molecular function: protein binding. The transcript has a single exon. Lineage: Eukaryota; Viridiplantae; Streptophyta; Magnoliopsida; Poales; Poaceae. The coding region runs from base 1 to 1056 and encodes 351 amino acids. The record is from RefSeq and is a predicted model, not a curated record.
AUGCGUGGGCAGCGAGUAAUGAAUAUUGAAUCUCCUUUCCCCUUCGCCAAGCUCCCUCCUCAUCCCCUGCUUUCUCCUCUCCGAUCAGAUCUCAUCCCCCUUCUCCCCUCCUCCCCUUGGGUCAUGACAGUUAGCUACGGCGGGAGGAUCGAGCGCGCCCAGGGUCAGCCGCCGAGGUACGUCGACGGUGAGCACCUGCUCCUCAACGUCGUCUCGUCCGUCUCCACGAGGGGCUUCCGCGACCUGCUGGCGGCGCGCGCGGGCUUCUCCGACUUCUCCCUCAAGUACUGCUACUCCGGCGAGGGGCUGGACUCGCUCUGCGACGUGGACACGGACGAGGACCUGCGGGACAUGCUGGACAUGCUGCUCUACCGGGAUCUGCAGGUCCGGCUGUUCAACGACCAGAACACGCGCCGGUUCCGGGUCUACCUGUUCCGCGACGCCGCCGCCGCCCCGUCGCCGACCUCCCAGGCCCUCGGAAAACCAGCUCCCAUGCGGCACAGCGCGACGUCGCCGGCUCUGUUGCCGGCGAAGCCGGCCGACGUCGACGGGCGGCCCUCCCAGGGCCUGGCCGCUCCCGCUCCCUCUCCCGUGCCGCGGAUCAUGACUUCGCCGAAUCCAUUGCGCGAGACGUCGACGGCUGGCCCGGCGCCCUCCAAGCCGCCGCUCGCCCCUGCUCUCGGACGGCGGAGAGCGUCGUCGCCUUUGUUGACGGCAGACUCGACAAAUGACACGGCUUCUUUGAUCACCACUACGUCGACAUCAGCAGCCAGAGCUACCCAACAUACACAACCCCACGCUGCGGCAUUCCGGCCGGCAGAGCUGAGUAAUCCGUUGUGCAAGACAUCGACAGCUGGCACGGCGCCCUCCAAGCCGCCGCUCGCCCCUGCUUUCGCACGGCGGAUAGCGUCGUCGCCAUUGUUGACGGCAGACUCGACAAAUGGCGCGGCUUCUUUGAUCACCACUACGUCGACAUCAGCAGCCAGAGCUACCCAACAUACACAAACCCACGCCGCGGCGUUCCGGCCAGCAGAGCUGAGUAAUCCGGUGUGCUAG